UAGAGUGGAUAGGGGAGAACCAGUGGAUGUGUUAUACCUGGACUUUCAGAAGGCUUUCGACAAGAUCCCACAUAAGAGAUUAGUAUGCAAACUUAAAGCACACGGUAUUGGGGAUUCAGUAUUGAUGUGGAUAGAGAACUGGCUGGCAAACAGCAAGCAAAGAGUAAUAGUAUACGGGUCCUUUUCACAAUGGUAGCAGUGACUAGUGGGGUACCGCAAGGCUCAGUACUGGGACCCCAGCUAUUUACAAUAUAUAUUAAUGAUCUGAGAGAGAGGUUUCUCGAUGCAACCUGAACCCUUCUUGUUGUUACCCCGUGAAGGUCGGGAGAUCUUGUGGACAAUUAGCGACAGCAAACUCGUUUAGAAAGUCUGCAAGCAGCACAAUUUAGCUGGGCUAUUGAAUUGUUCCAUCAUGCACCCAGCAGCUUAAAGAUGUUCUUCCAAUGACUUCUUGUAGCGGACUGAGAGGGAGCUCGAUAUUCGAUACAGUUGAGGAUUAAACUGUAAAGUGACAAGUUUUGGAAAGUUUGCAGGCGAGGGGUGAGAUGGCCGAUAGGCAAACGCGGGUGAUUUUCACCGGAGGAGCUUUAUUGAGCUUCGCCUCUGUUUUGACUGCCCUGGUGGCUCUGGGCACUCAGUCCUGGGUCGAAGGAACCUUGCUGUGUAAGACCGGCGUGCAACUUGUCAACGCCUCGGGAGCAGAGCUACACAAAUUCAUUGGGGCCAUCAGUUACGGCAUGUUCCAUGGCCAGAGACUCCGAGAAUGUGUUCUCGGCGGGCGACACUUCCAAAUUACCUUUUUUCCAACCCUUUUGGACGGCAUACCUGCAGGUCUUCACGUACUGGUUCUACUGUUUGCUGCAGCAGCCAUUGUGUUUGCGCUGGUGGCCACUGGAUUCUUCAUGUUCAAUGCUUUUGGAAGAUCUUACGAGACCCUCCAUGGUCCUGUGGGCUUAUACCUCUGGAAUGCCAUUGCAUGUUCGUGUGGUUUUAUGGUGAUGAUCCUGUUUACCUCCGAAGUGAAGAUUCAUCGUCUGUCUGAGAAAAUUGCAAAUUACAAAGAAGAAAGCUUUGUCUUCAAGACAUACACUGAAGUGUUUGGAUAUUCCUUCUGGCUUGUCUUCGCAUGCACGAUGAUACACUGCAGUAACAUACUGCUCAUAAGGUCAAUAGGAAUCCAAUUUCCUUUCUUGAUGUCAAAAAGCACCAAUUCGAGCGAUGGGGGAGUUGACCUAAUGUACUGAACCUCUCUAUCCCCAGAACGUCCCAGUCACAUUUCCGCAUCCCCUGAGCUCUGGAUAGCCUGAUGUUUAUGGAUUGAUGAUUCUGACCAUCCUGAAGUGUAUAUGAACUGGUCCUCUGGAUAAUGCAGCAUGCAAGUGUCUAAGACACAUCACAGGGUUGAAAUUAAUGUGCGGCACAGUGGUGCAGGGGUAGAGUUGCUGCCCCCCAGCGCCAGAGACCCGGGCUCAUUCCUGACUACGGGUGCUGUCUGUACGGAGUUUGUACGUUUUCCCUGUGACCACAUAGAUUUCCUCUAGUUGUUCUGGAUUCCUCCCACGUACCAAAGACGUACAGAUUAUAGGUUAAAUGGCUUCCGUAAAUUGUUCCUGGUAUGUAGGAUAGAAUUAGUGUCGGGGGUGAUUGCUAGUCAGUGCAAACAUGGUGGACAGAAGGACCUGUUUUCAAGCUGUAUCUCUAAACCUAAGGAACAUAAGUAGGCUAGAGGAACUCAGCGGGUCAGGCAGCAUCUAGGGAGGGAAUAGAAAGAUGAUAUGUUGAGUUAGGACUACUCCUCAGCCUGAUUUGAAUGGGGGAGGGAG
Leucoraja erinaceus (little skate) is the source of this 1823-nucleotide messenger RNA. Its product is annotated as clarin-1-like. Gene Ontology annotation, biological process: sensory perception of sound; equilibrioception. NCBI's taxonomy places the organism in Eukaryota, Metazoa, Chordata, Chondrichthyes, Rajiformes, Rajidae. The coding region runs from base 546 to 1244 and encodes 232 amino acids. The record is from RefSeq and is a predicted model, not a curated record. The transcript has a single exon.